AUGAGUUGCACCAAUAAGAUCUGCAAGGAUGAAGAUGGUGAACCAGUUUACACAAAGGUGUAUAGAGAAAUGAUUGGUAGCCUGCUAUAUCUCACAGCUAGCCGACCUGAUCUAAAUCUGAGUGUGGGGAUAUGUGCUAGAUAUCAAGCGAAACCAAGGAAGUCUUAUCUUGAGGCAAAUAAGCAAAUCAUUCGGUACGUCAAAGGCACCGCCAACCUUGGGAUUUACUACUCAAAAGAGUCAAAUGGAAACCUUGUUCGAUACUGUGAUGCAAAUUGGGCCGGAAGUGUAAAUGAUCAGAAAAGCACCAGUGGAGGAUGUUUCUUUCUCGGGAACAGUCUGGUGGCAUGGCUAAGUAAGAAGCAGAAUUAUGUGUCAUUAUCUACAACAGAGGCAGAGUAUAUUGCUAUUGGAAGUUGCUACAUGCAGCUGAUGUGGACCAAGGAAAUGUCUGCUGACUACGGAAUAGACACUGGAUCAUUUCUGGUCUACCGUGACAACUAG
Raphanus sativus (radish) is the source of this 504-nucleotide messenger RNA. Its product is annotated as secreted RxLR effector protein 161-like. The transcript has a single exon. The record is from RefSeq and is a predicted model, not a curated record. The coding region runs from base 1 to 504 and encodes 167 amino acids. NCBI's taxonomy places the organism in Eukaryota, Viridiplantae, Streptophyta, Magnoliopsida, Brassicales, Brassicaceae.